Setaria italica (foxtail millet) is the source of this 1734-nucleotide messenger RNA. RefSeq names its product flavonoid 3'-monooxygenase. The record is from RefSeq and is a predicted model, not a curated record. Bases 11 to 1567 code for a protein of 518 amino acids. The transcript has 2 exons. NCBI's taxonomy places the organism in Eukaryota, Viridiplantae, Streptophyta, Magnoliopsida, Poales, Poaceae. Gene Ontology annotation, molecular function: monooxygenase activity; heme binding; oxidoreductase activity, acting on paired donors, with incorporation or reduction of molecular oxygen.
CACUCGAUCGAUGGAGCUACCAACAUUGGCCGCGUUCCUCGCCAUCGUCCUUGGCCUUGCUCUUUUCCUCGGAACCUUACUUUUGCACCGCCGCCGCCGCGCCUACAACCUCCCGCCCGGCCCCAAGCCAUGGCCAAUCAUCGGGAACAUGAACCUCAUGGGCGAGCUGCCCCACAGCUCCAUCCACGAGCUCUCCAAACGCUAUGGCCCCCUCAUGCAGCUCCGGUUCGGGUCGUUGCCUGUCGUCAUCGCUGCGUCCGCCGAGAUGGCGAAGCACAUCCUCAAGAUCAACGACGCGGCGUUCUCCGACCGGCCGAGGUUCGCUGUCGGCAAGUACAUCGCGUACGACUGCUCCGACAUCCUGUGGUCCCCCUACGGUCCGUACCUGCGACAGACACGCAGGAUCUGCGCCGCCGAGCUCUUCAGCACCAAGCGGCUCCAGUCCUUCGACCACAUCCGCGACGAGGAGGUGCGCGUCAUGUUGCGCGACCUGCGCAGAGCAUCCGGGCGCACCGUGCGGCUCAGGGACACCCUGCAGAUGCUGACGCUCGGUGUGAUCUCGCGCGUAGUCCUGGGCAGGAAGUACGUCGAAGAAGAGGCGGCCGGCGAGGGGGCCUCACCGCCGGUGAUAACGCCCGCCGGAUACAGGGAGAUGGUGGAUGAGUUCUUCGUGCUCCACGGCGCGUUUAACAUUGGCGAUUUCAUCCCCUGGUUAGAUUGGCUGGACCUGCAGGGCUACGUUAGGAGGAUGAAGAAGUUGAGCGCCAUGUUUGAUCGAUUCCUGGAGCAUGUCCUGGACGUGCACAACGAGCGCCGGCGACUUGAGGGAGAGAGGUUCGCGGCCAAAGACAUGGUGGACGUGCUGCAGGAUCUGGCCGACGACCCUAACCUUGAGGUCCAGCUCAGCAGGGACAAUGUUAAGGCUAUCACCCAGGAUCUAAUCAUCGGAGCCACAGACACCUCUGCAAACACCAUGGAGUGGGCUCUAUCUGAGCUCCUCAAGAACCCCAAGAUCUUAGCCAAGGCCACCGAUGAGCUGAACAACGUCAUCGGGCCCGACCGCUUGGCCACCGAGAAGGACCUUCCUCACCUCCCCUACAUCGAUGCCAUCCUCAAGGAGACCAUGCGGGUGCACCCGGCCGCGCCGAUGCUGGCACCCCACCUGGCCCGUGAGGACACACGCGUGGAUGGCUACGACAUCCUCGCGGGCACGGCCGUGUUCAUCAACGUGUGGAGCAUCGGCCGUGACCCUGCGCUGUGGGACGCGCCGGAGGAGUUCCGGCCCGAAAGGUUCCUCGAGAGAAAGAUCGACAUGAGGGGUCAGGACUUUGAGCUGCUGCCGUUCGGGUCCGGCCGGCGAAUGUGCCCCGGAUACAGCCUCGCGAUGAAAGUGAUGGCGCUGGGCCUUGCCAACCUGCUUCAUGGCUUCGUGUGGAGGCUUCCGGAAGGUAUGACAGUGGAGGACCUAAGCAUGGAGGAGACCUUCUUCCUUGCGAUGCCGCGCAAGUUCCCACUCGAGGCCACUGUCGAACCUAGGUUGCCGGCCCACCUCUAUUUGGGUGGUUGAUGUCGUUGAUGUCCGUACGUGUGUUGGUAUGUGUGUGAACUGUGAAGUGGAGUACGUUAUUUUUCAAGCUCUUGGAAGCUAUGUUGUGUCUCAUGUCUAGAUCAAUGGUGCUCCAUAUAUUAUGGUGUGUAACUCAAUAAGAUACCUCGCCACUGAAAGGACGUCUA